ACCGCUAAACACUUCAAAAUUAUCCUAUUCUUUACCCCAUACAUACAAAUCCUCCUGAUAUUUGUGUGAUCCUUGAACAAGUGUCACUCUAUUGCUCUUCCAUUUCCAACUCAAGCCUCACUCGAACGACGAUCUCCCAGUAUCAAUCAUCUCUCCUUUCCAUCCCCAACAUUUUUCUUCGAACACUCUGAAAAUGGACCUCAAGCCAACCGAAAUCACCUGCUCCAAGAUGUUCGGAGGAUACAACCGGAGAUACCGCCAUUACAGCCCAACUCUUGGCUGCUCCAUGACCUUCUACAUUUACUUCCCUCCAUCUCCUCUCCCGUCCCAUAAAUUUCCAGUACUGUACUGGCUCUCUGGUCUUACGUGUUCGGAUGAGAAUUUUAUAAUCAAAGCAGGAGCACAACGCACUGCUUCCAGUGAAGGUGUUGCUUUAAUUGCACCUGAUACAUCUCCAAGAGGCCUGAAUGUCGAAGGAGAGUCAGACAGUUGGGAUUUUGGUGUCGGUGCUGGAUUUUAUCUCAAUGCUACACAAGAGAAAUGGAAAAAUUGGCGUAUGUAUGAUUAUGUUGUCAAGGAACUACCUAAACUUCUGAGUGAGAACUUUCAGCAGCUUGAUACAUCGCGAGCAUCUAUAUUUGGUCACUCUAUGGGCGGGCAUGGUGCUCUAACGAUCUACCUGAAAAACUUGGACAAAUAUAAGUCAGUGUCUGCCUUUUCACCCAUUGCCAAUCCUGUAAACUGUCCCUGGGGCCAGAAGGCAUUCACAAAUUAUCUGGGUAGCAACAAAGCUGACUGGGAGGAAUACGAUGCUACUCAUCUAAUUUCAAAGUUUCACGAUCUAUCAGCUACAAUUUUAAUCGAUCAGGGAGAAGAUGAUGAAUUCUUACAUGGACAGUUGCUGCCGCACAAGUUUGAAGAGGCAUGCAGAGCUGUGAAUGCUCCUCUCCUCUUGAGGCUGCAACCAGGUUACAAUCACUCUUACUUUUUCAUUGCUUCCUUCAUGGAUGAUCACAUCCGGCACCACUCUCAAGCUCUUAGGCUUCCUUAAGACCUUGUGCUGCUUAUGAUCUGCUGUCUCUUAUCUAAUUUCUAUUCUGUGAGAAGUUAAGAAAGGCAUGGUGACUUUAUAAUUUUGGUGAAUAUGAUGAUGCUAUUUUCAGUAUGUGUACUGGGGAUAUCUGGUAAUGUGAAUGUGAAUGUGAAAACUUGUCCUUUGGUUGGUGAA
Messenger RNA from Cucumis melo (muskmelon), 1228 nucleotides. Its product is annotated as S-formylglutathione hydrolase. Gene Ontology annotation, biological process: formaldehyde catabolic process. Bases 194 to 1051 code for a protein of 285 amino acids. Lineage: Eukaryota; Viridiplantae; Streptophyta; Magnoliopsida; Cucurbitales; Cucurbitaceae. The transcript is spliced from 7 exons. Gene Ontology annotation, cellular component: cytosol. Gene Ontology annotation, molecular function: S-formylglutathione hydrolase activity. The record is from RefSeq and is a predicted model, not a curated record.